CCAACUGAUGAGUCCUGUGAGCUAGGACGAAACCCAAGAAUGCAGAAUGCUAUGCAAGACAGUUCAAUCAUUAAAGCACCGUUUCUUAAAUGCCAUGUUAAUGCGGCUUCCUCCCGUCUUCCUUACGCAAUGGAUGCAUAUAACUUAAAGAAUCGAUUUCGAUAUAGAACUUCCGCAAUUUUUCGAGGAAUUCUAUCACAUGACAUGCAACCGAAAAUCUAUGGUCUUUGGCUGGACCGGAUGGACCGAUUAGUGGACACCGGAUACUUUGAUGUGAACUCUGAUAUCAUGAACAGGUUUGAUGAGAGACGUGGGGAUAUUCAGGAAAAGAUAGAAGUAUUGACGCUGCUUGGACGACGAGCAAAACAUGAGGAACAACGUAAUGUAGUAAUAGUGGUAAGAGGGAUAGGGGAUUAUUUUGAGUAA
Ambispora gerdemannii is the source of this 426-nucleotide messenger RNA. The record is from the annotation of a GenBank genome assembly. NCBI's taxonomy places the organism in Eukaryota, Fungi, Glomeromycota, Glomeromycetes, Archaeosporales, Ambisporaceae.